UUUAUUUUACUUUUGAGGACUAAAUUCUCUCAAAAUUUCUCUCUAUCACCCCUUCUUGGAGUCAAAGAGAUUCUUCUCCUUCUCCUUCUUCUUCUUCCUCAGCUCAACGAUAAGACAGAGAGGCAAAGAAUUUUCAAAAGGAAGAUCUCCGGUGGUCUGAGCAAGCCGGAGUCAACAAUUUCAACUGCUGUUUCUUGAAUUUUCUCCGAUUUGGAUCUGUCUUCGACUUGGAAAGAGUGGUAAUGGCUAGCUCCAAAGGAUCACAGAGUGUUAAAAACUUGAUGUACCCAGGAAAGCAUGCUUUGCUCCCACCAAAGAUCCCAUUUCCUAAUGUAUCAGCAUCAUAUACUGAGUAUAUUCCUAGUGGUUUGAUUGGUUCAAGGCAUGGUCAGAAGCUUGGUGAUGAGAAAACCCACCACCAGAGGACUUCUUCUGAGAGCCAGUUGGUAGAAGAGCUUCCCUUUUGGCUUGAUGAUCUUCUCAAUGAGCCGGAAAGCCCUGCUCGCAAAUGUGGUCAUCGGCGUUCAUCAAGUGAUUCUUACGCAUAUCUAGACGUGGCUAAUGCUACAAACAUUAGUUUGACACUCCAAAAUGAUUUCAGUUAUAGGAAUACGGUUUCCUCCACUCAAAGAGGGAUGCAGGAUGCCGCCUUCUACUCUGAUGCUAACUUUCAGAAACAGAAGAGUCGACAACGGGAUUCUUUGGUGGCUUCUGGAGCUCGUCCUUCUUGGCUACCUUUCACUCGAGAGAAUCCUGGCGGGAAAAAUAUGGGAUCAUCAUAUAUGUCUCAAGAAGCAACAGUACUAUCAGAAAGAAAGAAUUACGCUGAACCUCUUUCUCAUGACCCGAAAAUGUUCUCUUCUGAGGAAAACAACUCCAAUCCUCCGCCUGUGACUUAUGAAGCUGACAACUCAAAACGAGCCAAACAGCAAUUUGCACAACGAUCACGGGUACGUAAGCUCCAGUACAUAUCUGAGCUAGAAAGGAAUGUACAAACAUUGCAGGCAGAAGGCUCCAAAGUUUCAGCUGAACUUGAUUUUCUCAACCAGCGGAAUCUUAUUCUGAGUAUGGAAAAUAAAGCUCUUAAGCAGCGACUCGAAAGUAUAGCUCAGGAGAAGCUUAUCAAACAAUUGGAACAGGAAGUGUUGGAAAAGGAGAUUGGAAGACUACGAGCGCUGUAUCAGCUACAACAACAAACUCAAAAACCAUCAGCCAGUCGCGGGCGUGCUACUAGCAAAGAUCUCGAGUCUCAGUUCUCCAGUCUUUCCUUAAACACCAAGGAUUCCAACUGUAGGCGUGACUCUGUAUCUGUGAUGGGUCAAUUCCACUUUUAGUCCACUGGUUCAUUAGAUCUUGAAGGACUUGGUAUUCAAACAAUACCAUGCCUUAAUCUACUGCCUCAAAACCGCAGACGUUUUUAACUCCCCCCGGUUCGUUGUUUUAUUUGCUUUCUUAUGGUUGACAAGUUAACUCACCAGUGCACCUGGAAACCUUAUAUUACUUCCAGCAGAUGGCUUGCCUGAGGUGGUUUUAGUUCGAAGAUCAGACACCUGGACUUCAUUUAUCUGGGUGAUUGUUGUAGCAACUUUGUGAUAUGGGACAAAAAAAUAAAAACACUCAUCUCUGGAGUUGUACUAUGAUGAUCUAUCUCCACUGUUUGUUUGUUUGUAUUUUAUGUUACUGGUAAAAAUGGUGCAUCCCCUUCGAGUGAAUGCUUCAUGUAAAGUUGAUGACAUUUUCUGUAAUUUCCCCCAAGUGUCAAAGAUAUUUUGAUUGCUUCACA
Molecule: messenger RNA, 1783 nt
Organism: Capsella rubella
Lineage: Eukaryota; Viridiplantae; Streptophyta; Magnoliopsida; Brassicales; Brassicaceae
Exons: 5
Coding region: 243-1334 (363 amino acids)
Biological process (GO): regulation of DNA-templated transcription
Molecular function (GO): DNA-binding transcription factor activity
Source: RefSeq, a predicted model, not a curated record